Brassica napus (rape) is the source of this 2133-nucleotide messenger RNA. RefSeq lists its product as uncharacterized. Bases 1 to 2133 code for a protein of 710 amino acids. The transcript is spliced from 5 exons. The record is from RefSeq and is a predicted model, not a curated record. Gene Ontology annotation, molecular function: zinc ion binding; DNA binding; transposase activity. NCBI's taxonomy places the organism in Eukaryota, Viridiplantae, Streptophyta, Magnoliopsida, Brassicales, Brassicaceae. Gene Ontology annotation, biological process: DNA transposition.
AUGUGUAGAAAUGUUCUACAUGUGGAGAUCAACAAUGAAGAAAUGCAACUUUCAGAAAAGGAUGAUGAAACUGAUGUCUAUGUCGGUCUAUCUGAUAGAGAGGCUACUGAUAGAGAGGCUACUGAUAUUGAAGCUUGUAAUGAAGAUGGUACUGAGAAUGAUGGAACUGAUAAUGAAGGUGUUGGUGGUGUGCUCACUUUUGACGAAGACAUUGAGAUGCAUGAUGGUGUGUAUCAGCCACGAGAUGAUGGUAUGGAUUUAGUUUUAGGUCAAGAAUUUAGAACCAAGGAGGCAGCAAAAGUUCUUAUUCAGUCAGCUUCAUAUCAGAAAUGUUUUGAGUUUGAUAUAAUAAGUCGGAUACUAUAUGUGGUUAAAUGCAACAGAGCCAAAGAAGAAGACUGCAAAUGGUUUGUGCGAAUUGCAAAGUUAAAGAAUUCAGAGCUUUGGACAGUUAGAAGUUUCAUCAACCAGCAUACAUGUUUUGUUGUUACUACAAGAACACUGCAUGAUAGAGAAGCCACUGAUAGAGAGACUACUGAUAGAGAGGCAACUGAUACUGAGACUGGUGAUAAAGAUCGUACUAAGAAUGAUGCAACUGAUGGUGGUGUGCUAACUCUUCACGAAGGCACUGAGAUGCAUGAUGAUCUUUGGACGGUUAGAAGUUACAUCAAGCAGCAUACAUGUUCUGUUGUUACUACAAGAACAUUGCGGAAUAGAAGGAGAGGCACACCACAAAUCGUUGCAUCUGUUUUGGCUCGAGAUUAUCCUGGUACAUUUGACACACCAGUUCCAAAAGUUCUGAUCGAUUUGGUUCAUCGCCAGGUUGGUGUGCAAGUAUCAUACACAACAGCAUGGAGAGGAAAAAGAGAAGUUGCUAAUGAGGAGAUGAAUAUUGGCACAAGAACUAGUGUGGUAGUGGAUGAAGCCAACAAAUUCAAGUACAUGUUUUUUUACUUGGGAGCUAGCAUAGAAGGGUUCCGUGCGAUGAGGAAAGUCCUCAUUGUGGAUGGAACACACCUCAAGAAUUUGAAAUUAGUGCUACCUGAUGUCCCGGGAUUUCUCCUUGUUGCGACUGCUCAGGAUCCUAAUCAUCACCACUACCCAAUUGCGUUUGGUGUAGCAGACAAUAGAAACAAAAUCUUGAUCAAGGCAGUACGUCUAGUGUUCCCUAAGGCCGAACAUGGGUAUUGUAUAUGGCAUUUGUCUCAGAAUGUUAAAAGCCACGUCCAUAACAACAAAGAUACUUGUGCGUUCAAGUUUAGAGAAUGCGCACACGCUUAUACAGUGGUUGAGUUCAAGUACCUUUAUCAUGCUUUUCGCAGGAAGUAUCCUAGUGCAGCGGUGUAUCUUGACAAAAGUGUUGAAGAGAAGAAAUAUUAUUUUAGGGGAGAUAGGUACAAUGUCGACACCACCAAUUCAGUAGAAUCUUUUAAUGGUGUUAUUAAGGAAACGAGAAUGUACACCUUACUGCCAAUGUUUGAUGUAAUCAUUGGAAAAAUGGCUGAAUGGUUUAACAAGUAUAGGAAGAUGGCAGCUGAAGUACCUAUUGUGGAAGUGGAAAUGUCUAAAACUUGUGUUGAUGCAGGGUUUCUCACGGUUGACGAGUUAAACAGCUUCCAUCUUGAGUACAAUGUGCAUGGUGCUGACGGAAAAAAUUGUACCAUCGAUAUGGCUAGCUACACUUGUAGCAGUGAGCAAUUUGAUAAAGAUAAAUACCCAUGUGUGCAUGCAGUAGCGGCUGCCACAUUCAUUACUGAUAAAGCAGGAAAUAAACUCCAUCUAUCUGAGUAUUGUUCUAAGUACUAUUUGGUAGAGCAAUGGGCAUUGGCUUAUCACAGGACAAUAUAUCUUGUUCCUCAUAUGUCUGAUUGGGUUAUACCAGAAGAAGUUAGCACAAUGAAAAUACUUCUUCCAGAUUUUGAAGUCAAGAAAGGAAAACCACAACAAACAAGGUUUCCAUCAGUAGGAGAAUCUCGUGGAAGAGGAAAAAGAGGCAAAAGGAGUGGCAGAGGGAAUGCUAGAGGGAGUGGUAGAGAGGGUGGCAGAGGGAGAGCCAGAGGCACGGGCAGAGCCAGAGGAGAAGGACUUGCAGCGUAUUUUGAUUGUGGAAGUGGUUCGGAUUCAGGUGUUUGA